CACCCGGGACUCCUUUCGCGCUCCCCAUUCAUGCAGUUUGGUUGAGUGUUGGUGUAUAUUUUUUUACUGUUUUUGCAAUAAAAGAACUAAGGGAGGGAUUCGUUUAUGUUAUUAUUAUUUUGGGGGAAGCGAAACAUUUUUUAUUUUAUUUUCUAGCCAAAAUAAUAAUAAUAAUAAUAAACAAAGCUGCCAAUUGCUUGGGGAUUUCCAAGGCUUGCAAUUGUUACAACUCUUUGGGAACAGUUGGGGCCAAAAAAGAAGCGAAGCCAAUUGGAUUUGCCGGGUUUUAUUUUUAUUGUUUUGGCGCGUGCUUUUGCAACCCUUCUUCUCCUUUAAGCAAAACUUGGCAAAGGAUUGCAAUUCUUUUGUAUUAUUGUUGCUAUUUUGCAAGGAACGCUUGCAACAUUUUUUUUUGUUCCCUUGCUUUUGCAGCUUUUUUUUUUUUUUGCAAAGAAAGCCACUCUUUCCCAGGUCCCGCUAUGCCCAAGAGAAAGGCUGCAGCUGAAGGCGAGGUGAAGGAGGAGCCAAAGAGACGAUCAGCCAGACUAUCUGCUAAACCUGCUCCACCGAAGCCAGAGCCAAAACCCAAAAAGGCAGCACCGAAGAAAGAAAAAGGAGCAAAUGAUAAGAAAGAGGACAAAAAGGUAGCAGCGAAAGGGAAGAAGGGGGCCAAAGGAAAAGAGGAAACUAAGCAAGAAGACGCUAAAGAAGAAAACCACUCUGAGAAUGGAGAUACCAAAACCAACGAGGCACCAGCCGACGAAGUAACUGAUGACAAGGAAGCCAAGUCCGAGUAACCAGCUUAGCUCUCUACAUUUUCCAUCGUUUGGUAUCCGUACCUCCAUACUGUAUUGUUAAGAGAGGAAUAUUUUUAUCAACUAUUUUAUAAAUGCAGGUUUUUUUAGCAUGAAUUUAAUUCUGGAACAUCUUCAUCUCGGCGACUUGGGACUUGAACCAACAAAGGCAAAACAAAAAUCAUUGUUUUAAAAUUUUCUGUGAUUGUCAUAGUUUGUAUGGUACCUGGAAAGAAUCAGUGGUGGUAGCUAUUGACCUCUGUCAGUAUAUAAUCCCUUUGUGUGUAAGUCAUACAGGCUGCAGAUUGUAAUUUUCACCCUUGUUCUGUGUUGUACGUUUUCUUAACGUGGGGAGGUCUCAAAAUAACGGAAAAAAAAAUCACACACAAAAUAAUUGCGUCAGACAUUCCGGUGGUUCUGUGGGUUGCUUUUAUAACGAAGGUGAAAUAUUUUCUUGAAAAAAAAAACCUUAGAAGCUGGAAAUCUUGUUGUAUCCCAAAUGUAGUUUUAUUUUGUCACAUUUUGGAGAAUAAUAAUAAUAAAAAUAAAAAUGUGUAAUCGUGUUUUUAAAUGAAAUACAAAAAAAUCUUUUAAAAAAAGAGACGGCAAGUUGAUAGAAUAUACCCACUGUUAGGAAUUUUGCUGGAUUUAUCUUAAUAAAAAAAUGGACUCCUCGAAA
Messenger RNA from Anolis carolinensis (green anole), 1473 nucleotides. RefSeq names its product non-histone chromosomal protein HMG-14A. The record is from RefSeq and is a predicted model, not a curated record. The transcript is spliced from 6 exons. Gene Ontology annotation, molecular function: nucleosomal DNA binding. Gene Ontology annotation, biological process: chromatin organization. Bases 480 to 797 code for a protein of 105 amino acids. Lineage: Eukaryota; Metazoa; Chordata; Lepidosauria; Squamata; Anolidae. Gene Ontology annotation, cellular component: chromatin; nucleus.